GGCGUAUUUCAUGUAGGCGAUUUGUGCAUCAAGAAGAGUGCAUUAGUUUGCUCUCUUGAGAAACGAGUAUUUAAUGACGUUUCUUCGCGUCUUCUUCGAUGUGGCUGUUCGGCGCGAUCUGAAAAUUCUCCCGAGAUAUGACAAGUGGAAGGUGUGCGCAUGAAAAGUGAAGUGUGUAACUGUACGGUGAUUCCGGCUGCCCGGUAUUCUAUAUAAUAAUACGCCACGACGUCACGUAGCGACGAUCGAAUGUCGUGAGCAGCGACUAUAUCUGUCACAUUCUCGAUCAAAUUGUUAAUUAAUCUAGUGCACAAACAUAUCCUAAAAGAAAAGAUAAAAACGUAUAUUCUUUCACGCUCUUACUUGCAAACGUUUAAAUUGUUUUGGGAAAAGGAUAGAAAAAGAAGGGAUAUUUUGAGAAGGAAUGUCCCAGAUUACGGUUACAUCAAGUGGGAUGGAACGCAGUAUUCAUGAAAUGUUGAAAGAUGCACCUUCCUUAAAUGAAAGUGACAGUGCUGUACAUACCGGAACUCCUCCGCCUCAUGUACCGAACAACUGUAGCAACGAUAGUCACCCGAGACCAGCUACUAUAAAUUUGAGCUUAGGAAGCCCCACAACUCAAACUUAUGUUUGUAAUCUUCUAGCGGUGACAGUUUCCCCAAAUACACCUGUUCAAAAUGGGGAUACACAAACUAUGCGCACUACACAGAGCAAAAUUGAGAGUCUGAAGAAUUGGAGUAUCUCCACAUACAAAUGUACCAAACAAUUAAUGUAUGAAAGAUUAGGAAAAACAUCGCGUACUGUAGAUUUUGAACUCGAAACGCAGAUUGAGUUACUUAGAGAUACUCAAAGAAAAUAUUGCAACGUUCUGCGAUUAUCACGAGCUUUGGCAUCACAUUUUCAUCAUGUUGUUCAAACACAACACGCUCUCGGGGAAGCAUUUUCUGAACUAGCGCAGAAAUCGCCUGAGCUUCAAGAGGAGUUCCUGUAUAACUCGGAAACGCAAAGAAAUUUAACUAAAAACGGCGAGACACUUUUAGGGGCCUUAAAUUUCUUUGUUUCCUCUGUGAAUACGCUAUGUAAUAAAACGAUCGAGGACACGCUACUUACAGUGAGACAAUAUGAAACUGCAAGGAUAGAGUACGAUGCAUAUAGAACAGAUUUAGAGGCUCUUGUACAAGCUGCAAAAUCAGAUAGUAACAAUGCGGCGAGAUUAGAAGAGGCACAGGCUAACUAUGAGGGACACAAGCAGAAUUUUGAAAAAUUACGCUCAGACGUUUCCAUUAAGUUGAAGUUCUUAGAUGAAAACAGGAUUAAAGUGAUGCAUAAGCAGUUGCUAUUAUUUCAUAAUGCCGUAUCAGCUUACUUUUCGGGGAAUCAAACUGCAUUGGAAGCGACUCUUAAACAAUUCAACAUCAAAGUGAAAUCACCCAAUUCCACCUUACCGUCAUGGCUAGAGCAGUAGUCGAAUUAGAACGAAAUACUUCGUUCUACCAUGAAGGAUGUGAAUAUUUAAGUGCGUUCGUCCAUCGAGUUACUCUGUUGCAAAAUACAGAAAGUAAAGGUAGAACAGUCAUCAAAAAUUUGGCAAUUUACGCCAGUAUGUAUCGAGAGCUGCCGUUUAGUCUGACAGUUUACAUAAUAGAGUGAAAAAAAAUUGCGAAAUUCAUGGUGUAUAAACAGACUGAAUUCAAGUUACGGUGUAUCUAAAUAUUAUUGAUCAUAUAUGAUACUUUCAACAUAAAAUCGUGUAUCAUAAAAUUAAUAAUUCUUUUAAGAGAAUUAUAAAGUGAUAGAAGAAAUCUCAAAACUUGAUUAACAAUGUCACAAAAAUUAAUUUUCAACUUACAUUUGAUGAAGCAAUAGGUAUUUAAUUUUUAUAUUUCUCUUCAAAGAGUUCUCGGAUGUAAAUACGUAAUGUGACGUAAACAAGAUAAAUGGAGCUUUCUAUUUUACAAUAUAUUAGUAAUAUUAAUUGCUUGUUUAUAUCACAACACUUUACACGCGCAUAAUAAACAUGUAGCUUUUAAUAACAAUAGAUACGUCUGCUAUUUAAAAGACAUUUUUAAAUUACAAAUUUGUGUAUUUAUUUAUAAAAGUUCAAGCUUUAAGAUGAUGGUACUGCUAAAUUAUAUAAAUUUAUUUUAUUCUAUUUAUAACUGUUACUUAUCUGACUAUAUAUAGUAAUCAAAAUAUAUCACAGAUAUAUCAGAGAAUAUUACAGAACCUAUGAAUGAGCUUGUAUCAUAAUUUAGUAAAACUUUUUAUUUUCUAAAUCACAGAAUGCAGAUACUUGCUACAUAAAUAUUUCUGUUUUUUCUUAAUGUUUUAGUUCAAAGAUUAUAUUGUGAUUGGAAAUAUGUAUUAUAAAAAAUUACUAUUAUUGUUGGAUGAAAUUUACUCUACAAUUAUACAUACUAAAUAAAAGUAAUUCCGUUUCUCUUCUCUAAAUAAAUUAUGAAAAAUAUCAUAAAGACACAGAUAAUUAUUAUAGCAUAAUAUAAAUGUGUACCAGUAUGAUAUUGAUCAUAAUUCAAUUAUAGAAGAAACGAAUUUUAUGACAUGUAGUAUAUAUAAUAACAGUAGAAAACAGGCAAUAUUAUGUAAUCUUGUAAAAAUUUCUAUAAAAUUAAUUUAUUUAAUACUAAAACAGUAUUUUUAAAUUUAAAUUUUUGUGCACAAGCUAUAAAUAAGAAUUAGCUAUUUUCUUAUUCAAUUAUCUAUUUAAAAAUUACGAGAGUAAGAAAGGAUGAUAUCCAAAAUAAAUAAGUUGAAUUGCUUGUGCUUGUAUGCUAUAGCUGGGACACGAUAUGGUUUAUGCAUUACUCACACAUAUUGUACACACUGUUCGUAAAGAAAUUUUCAGAUCUUGAAAACUUUUCAAAAUAUUUUAAGUAAUGGCAUUUUCAAUAAAGAUCAUUUAUUAUCUGCCAUGAUAGUGAUAACUAUUGCAACUAGCUACAGUUAAUGAAACAAAUAAAUUAGCUAGUACCUAUAUAAUAUUAUGUAUGUGUUAUUUCACAAGAUUGCGAAGUUGAUUCUUCCAGUGUGUAUAUGAUAUUUAGUAAACGUUUCACAUGUGUGUAUGAUGAAUGUAUACGAAGUAAAUGUACAAGAUAUCAAGAAUCUUGGAAAAUCAGCAGAUCUCUAUCGUUUUACGCUUGUAUCUGUUAUCUAGGAUAUAAUAGCGCGGUAAUAUGAGAUAUUUGAUAACUCUGGCCUUCAAUAUGUAAACUGCUACAUCCUGUAUAUAUUCUUUGAAUAUGAUGCAAAGAUUUUAAUUCUUUCUUUAGUUUAUGUAUUUGUUAUA
Molecule: messenger RNA, 3310 nt
Organism: Linepithema humile (Argentine ant)
Lineage: Eukaryota; Metazoa; Arthropoda; Insecta; Hymenoptera; Formicidae
Gene: Arfip
Product: ADP ribosylation factor interacting protein arfaptin
Biological process (GO): regulation of Arp2/3 complex-mediated actin nucleation; intracellular protein transport
Cellular component (GO): trans-Golgi network membrane
Molecular function (GO): protein domain specific binding; phospholipid binding
Source: RefSeq, a predicted model, not a curated record